AAAAUGCUUCUUGAAAUAAAAACCGCAUAACUUCAAAACCGCAUAAAAAGAGGACCGAGUGUAUAUCCUCACCAUAGUGAAAGAAGAAUUCUAGGAUUGCAAAUAUCAUGAAGUUCUAUUGCUGCGAAGAUUGUUCGGAUGACAAUGAUGAAAUUUUACUUGACUUCUUCUGCGAUUUGUUCUGCGAAGACGAUGAUGAGACAACGACCAAACCUCCUGUUACCGUUACUACUAGUACUACAGUCGCGCCACCCUCUGAAACCACAAAGCCACCUCUAAUAACCACUGCAAAUGUCCCUGAUGCACCACAACCAACUACAACAACAACAGCUAUGCCUUGAUUUUUAAAUUACUAACUAUAAAUAUUUAUAAAUUGGGAAUAUAAGGUAUGGUUGU
Molecule: messenger RNA, 396 nt
Organism: Nicrophorus vespilloides
Lineage: Eukaryota; Metazoa; Arthropoda; Insecta; Coleoptera; Silphidae
Product: mucin-2-like
Exons: 2
Coding region: 108-341 (77 amino acids)
Source: RefSeq, a predicted model, not a curated record